Molecule: messenger RNA, 513 nt
Organism: Spodoptera littoralis (African cotton leafworm)
Lineage: Eukaryota; Metazoa; Arthropoda; Insecta; Lepidoptera; Noctuidae
Source: the annotation of a GenBank genome assembly
AUGGCGUUCUGUCCAUCGGUUACCAUGUCGCUGAGGGUGGCGCUGGUGGUGGCCGCCAGUCUUCUGGUGGUGGUGCAGGCCUCGCAAGAUGUCAUGAAGAACUUGGCCAUCAAUUUCGCGAAACCUUUGGAUGAUUGUAAGAAGGAGAUGGACCUGCCGGACUCUGUGACGACGGACUUCUACAACUUCUGGAAGGAAGGCUACGAGCUGACGAACAGACAGACCGGCUGUGCUAUCCUCUGCCUCUCCUCCAAGUUGGAGAUUCUCGACCAGGAACUGAACCUACAUCACGGCAGGGCCCAGGAAUUUGCCAUGAAACACGGCGCUGACGAGGCCAUGGCGAAGCAGAUAGUGGACAUGAUCCACACGUGCGCACAGUCUACUCCCGAUGUGGCAGCGGAUCCUUGCAUGAAGACCCUGAAUGUAGCCAAGUGCUUCAAGCUGAAGGUACACGAGCUCAACUGGGCUCCCAGCGUGGAACUCAUCGUGGGAGAGGUGCUUGCUGAAGUAUAA